Cheilinus undulatus (humphead wrasse) is the source of this 1533-nucleotide messenger RNA. RefSeq names its product DAN domain family, member 5 (gene dand5). The coding region runs from base 596 to 1279 and encodes 227 amino acids. The transcript has 6 exons. NCBI's taxonomy places the organism in Eukaryota, Metazoa, Chordata, Actinopteri, Labriformes, Labridae. Gene Ontology annotation, biological process: determination of heart left/right asymmetry. The record is from RefSeq and is a predicted model, not a curated record.
UCAAAACACCUGGUGAUGACGUCACUGAGACCGCUGAUGAACACUGCUUGUAAUUGGCCGGAUUGUAAAACUCUGAGUUUGAUUUAUAGCAAAAAAAAAAAAAAAAAAAAACAAAAACUCUGCAGCUUUUAAUGUUGGCGUCUACAAGUUUAUAAUGUGUUGGUUAAGUACAGAUAAUUCGAGUUAACCCGCUAGUUGUGGACCAUGUUUGUCAUUGACAUGACACUAGGAAGAGAGACUGACGAUGGUCGACAAGUACACGGAGCAAUGAAGAUGUUAACUGCUAAUGUGGACUACCGACGUUUUAUGAGCACCUGCUGAGAAAGAACAGGAAGAAAGGGAGUUUAUGACACUAAUGUCUCACAGAGUUGAUUUUCUCAUUAAGGAGGUGAUGAUGGGUCCUGAGGGCAGACCAGCUGAGAAUAAGAUCAAGCUCCUUUUUCAUGACUACGCUUUAAUGCUCAACUUGACACUGAAGUCUCCUUGGUCUGGCGACCAUCCCCGAGGUGGAGUUAUAGGCUUGGUGUGAUGUCUGGCCUGGUGUGGGAAAUGCAACACCUUCACUGCAUUAAAACGCAGUUCUUUUUACAACUCUAUGAAAGGAUCAAGAGUUGAUUUUGAAUCAUCAGGCAGCGGACCAGAUGAACCUGUCCGGGGAAUAGUGAAGGUGGUUAGGUUAGAUCCUCGGUCUCUGGCCCAGUCAGGCUUUGUCAGACAAGGACUGACCCCCAGAAGAGCCCCUUCCCUUGGCUCCAGAAUGCCCUUCCCUGCUUUCUUGGCUCAGGGGCGUCCAGGUCCUGCUCCAGCUGCUAAAACCCCAGUGAGUCCUCUCCACCACCUCAGUCCUAAAAACGGGAUUGAACUGAAGAAGAGGCAGGGCCUGCAGAUGUGGCAGAGAGUCAUAAACAAAGGAGAGAAGACGUACCUACCAGUCAAUCUAAAGGACACCAAACAGAUGUGCACUGCUCUGCCUUUCACUCAGCAUGUGACAGCAGAUGGAUGCAGCACGGUAACUGUGCACAACAAGCUGUGUUUCGGUCAGUGCAGCUCCCUGUUUGUCCCGUCCGAAGGGGAGUUCACUGGACUGGGUGCUUCUGGGACACCUCAUCACCGGGCUCCGUGCUCCCGCUGCGCCCCGUCUAAAUCUCACACGGUGACCGUGCCUCUGCGCUGUGGAGCUGAGGUCAGGGAGAAGCGGCUGGUAGUGGUGGAGGAGUGCAAGUGUGAGACGGGCCGCGAGGAAAGAAGCGCUGAGGUUGCGGCUUUUACACAUCUGUAAUUCUGACAGCUGUUGUCAAAAAACGUGAAGCAUUUCAUCUGUGAUUUUUUUGGAAGAUAUUGCUUUGAAUAUAUUGACUUAAAUCUUCAAAUUCAUGGAAAAUAAGAAGGCAAAUUUAGUUUUUUGAAAAUACAUUUGUAUCUGUUUGUUUACGAAUCUGAAUGUGUUAUUCAGAUGAUUAUAUUGUGGUGUUUUCUAACACUUCCUAAUGACAAAAAGACCAGUAUUUUGGUCAGGAUGCAGUAGACAGCGCU